AUGACAUUCCAACAUUCUUCUCAUGACCCAGAUCGAACAGAACCUUUCUACUUUUCAGCAGUCCCAGUUAAUAUUCGCAUGAAAAAGAUAGCUGAUGCUAGUAAAAGACCUAGAAACAGUAUCAACAUUUCCUCAACAAGCCUCAGCUCAUCAGCAAAGAAAAAGACAAAUAAAAACUGCCAGCCCAAAUUUACAAGUUUGAGACUACGAAAUAAAAAAGCUCUGAAUGAUGAUGAAGAUUUAGAAGCAGUAAUAGAAGCUGUUCAACUACAAGAAUCUGAUGCAGAUAAUGUCAAAGAAAAUUCUGUGAUUCCUUCACAAACUGAUUUAUUACAUGAUAUACCACAAGGAAGAAGUAGUGCUUUAAAAGGAAUUUUAAGUAGAUCAGUAUCAAACAAAUCUUAUUCAGAAAAUGAAAGUAUAAAAAAUAAUAUUAAACCCAAAGCCACAACUGCGCGACAUUUUCCAACAGGUAACAAGGAUAUAAGAGACAAACAAAUUCAAGAAAAUGAACAAUUAAUUAAAGAUUUAUUAAGCAAAACACAGCCAUAUCAUGAUCAUUGUUACACAACAAUGUUUGGAAAGAAGAAUGGUAUUGAUAAAAUGUCUCUGCAAAAUUCUGAUGAUGAAAGUAAUUUUGAUGAAAGUACUGGACCAAUUAUUUACAAUUGUAAAUUAGAACCUAUUUUAAGUCUACCAUCUGUAAGGAGCACUAUUGAUAUGCCAAUGGUUUGCAGUGAAGAAGUUGUUGGUGAUGUGAUAUGUGAAGCAGAAGGUGAUAAACACGAUGGAUUCAGUAAGUUUAUUCCUGAUGCAUAUUGUUUCAUGUCAUCCAACAAAGAUUUGAAGUAG
Messenger RNA from Lottia gigantea (owl limpet), 852 nucleotides. RefSeq lists its product as hypothetical. The coding region runs from base 1 to 852 and encodes 283 amino acids. NCBI's taxonomy places the organism in Eukaryota, Metazoa, Mollusca, Gastropoda, Lottiidae. The record is from RefSeq and is a predicted model, not a curated record. The transcript has 3 exons.